This is a messenger RNA of Poeciliopsis prolifica (blackstripe livebearer), 739 nucleotides long. Its product is annotated as protein unc-13 homolog B-like. The record is from RefSeq and is a predicted model, not a curated record. The coding region runs from base 110 to 643 and encodes 177 amino acids. NCBI's taxonomy places the organism in Eukaryota, Metazoa, Chordata, Actinopteri, Cyprinodontiformes, Poeciliidae. Gene Ontology annotation, cellular component: neuromuscular junction; presynaptic active zone cytoplasmic component; synaptic vesicle membrane. Gene Ontology annotation, molecular function: calmodulin binding; diacylglycerol binding; syntaxin-1 binding. Gene Ontology annotation, biological process: synaptic transmission, glutamatergic; dense core granule priming; neuromuscular junction development. The transcript is spliced from 5 exons.
UAAAGAACUGGGACACCUUUCCAAACUGAAGGUAUCAGGUUGCCUUUGAGUUUGCUUUCUCCUGUGAAUUGGUCUAGUCAAAGUCUUGGUUUGGGUUGUUUAGGAUCACAUGGCAGGAGACGCUAAAAGCCUGACGCCCAGGCAGUGUGCCGUCAUGGAUGUGGCUCUGGAUACCAUCAAGCAAUACUUUCAUGCGGGCGGGAACGGCUUGAAGAAGACUUUCCUGGAGAAGAGCGCUGAGCUUUCGUCGCUCCGCCACGCUCUGUCGCUCUACACCCAGACCACCGACACGCUCAUCAAAACCUUCGUGACCACGCAGCAUUCACAGGUGCACAAUGGGAAGGGUAUUAGGUUAACCCCUAAUGAGAAAAUCCAGCCCAGCAGGGGCUCAGGUGUGGACAAACCCAUCGGAGAGGUUUCCCUGCAGAUUGAGCUGUACACUCAUCCCAAGAGCGGAGAGCGGAAAGUUACUCUCAAAGUGAUUGCAGCCAGUGAUUUGAAGUGGCAGACGUCUGGGAUGUUCAGACCCUUCGUGGAAGUCACGAUGAUCGGGCCGCACCUCAGCGACAAGAAGCGCCGAUUUCAGACCAAAUCCAAGAACAACAGCUGGUCUCCCAAAUACAACGAGACCUUUCACUUGUAAGUUCAAAACCAAACGUCGUGACACAUUUAGGAUUUGAAGCUCUUUUAAUUCUGACUUCAUAAACUGUUGGUUACACAAAACAAAGUCCUUGUGAAA